Molecule: messenger RNA, 3021 nt
Organism: Armigeres subalbatus
Lineage: Eukaryota; Metazoa; Arthropoda; Insecta; Diptera; Culicidae
Exons: 3
Coding region: 35-571 (178 amino acids)
Source: RefSeq, a predicted model, not a curated record
ACCAAAUUUCGAGAAAUUUCCUCAAAUUGUGUGUAUGCCCGGAAUACGAAAAACAAAAAAAAAGCUCAGUGUAAUUUCUAUUACAUUUUGUCACAUGGACUGUGUGAUCAGCUACCGCGACCCCUGUUCCGCCAGCCUAAACGAGGACGACAAUCACACCAUCAAGCUGGUUGGAAAUGCCCAGCGGAAGGCCGUCACCUUGGCCAAGACGUGCGAGAACACCAACGAACUGCGCGAAUGCCGUGCCCCCAAGGACUGGUCCAUCCUGGCGCUGCAAAACUCCCGAACCGGCAAGUCGCACUACCUGGUGAUCUGCAAGUGCCCAGCGCACUACCGGCUUGAGGGACCACUUGCCCAUGAUCAGCCCACGUAUGCCGGUUUGCCCGGAAUCAACGUGUACGGUAUGCUGUGCGUUCCACCAGAAUCCUACGCCCCAAAGCCCCUCAAAACGCCCAGUUCUCAGUCGAUCUACAACAAGUGGAAAGUCCGUCCAGCGCCAGUUUCGUCCUAUCGCGAUACCGAGUACCGAUCGUUCCAGAAUGAGACCAUUGCGGCUGCCGCUACGGAAUGAGCCAGGACAUAAAAUUCGAGCGAGAGGCUUCAACCACUGAGAAAUGAGAGAAAGAGACGAAGAGUAUGCUUCAUUCUCGACAGCCAAACCGAUUAGUCUUCGUGAAUAGUAUUUAUUACAUAUAUUAUUGUAUUUAUUACAUGAAGAGUAUUUAUUUUAUUCAGAGUAGCUUCCACUUGGAAGAACACUAUUGUUUAUCGAUCGGUAUGGAGAUUUAGGCAUAUCAGGGUCAGUCAUUCACCGCAGAAUGAUAUUGUUCGGAGGACGCAAGGUCGGCUCCCUGUAGGAAAUACUAAGAAUGCUUCAAACAAUUGCUUCAACAACUCCAAAUCAAUUGAAAUGACUACAUUUAUUAUUUUAAUAACGAUCUUAAUUAGUCAUCUUCUUGGUCGGAAGCCUACUUUCAUUAUUCACCACGUAGAACUGAAACGCAAGAUGAUGAUUAAUUAACGCAACCCAUUUUUAAUGACACGAAAAUACAGGCUAUAGACAUCCCUAUCUAACUCCCUUAGCCUAAAAAUAGCCACCAUGUCCCGGGCACAGUGUGCUGAUAGACCGCUGUCAGUUGCAUGAGAUGUCAACAAUCGUCAACAACACCAAUGAUUGUAGCUUGAUAAUUAAAAAUAUCCACAACAAUAAAAGAGCAGGAUUUAUUUUUAAAUUCUGCUCAAGCUUUUCACGGUGAAAUAAAAGACAAAUUGUUGUUCUCCAUGUAAGUAAAAUCAAAAUUGAUCAUGUAGAUAAGUUUUGAAUCAAUUAAACUCAUUAGUCAUAUUUAAUGAAUAUUCUCGAUUAAAGUUGCAUAAUGAAGAAAGCUGAAUUUGGAUGUUUUAUGAUGUUAAGCUUUUUUAGAUUUGACGUACGUUCACAUAGUACGUUGCUCGACGUUGGUGUUGGUGUUGGCUACGCUAAACAUGAGCGCUUAGCAUAUGCCUGCGAAAAUAGCACUGUUAUUAGAUUUUAAAAGAAACGUUAUCUCACAUGUACAUGUGAAAAUAGAAACAAACGAACGUUCGACAUACAAUGAGCAAAAAUGAAUGCACAUGAAUAAUUAUGCUCAUAUCACUUCUUUCCAUUUCCAUCACUGAAGGUGAGUCCUAAAAUUAUAGAAGGCCUCAUGCGCCGAUCAAGCCUUCAGAUGCCGCCAACACACAUAAAUCACCUUUGUUCUACGACUCGAGUGACGCAAGUUGUCUUCUUUCAUUAAAAAAAUAGCGUCUCACGCUUCGCUUGCAUCAACUGACUCGCAGAAUAGAGCCAAUUAUUUUCCCUACUUCGUUUUUGUCGCGCUCGUCAAGUGAAAUACGCAUUCCCUUCGUAGCAUCAUAAUCAGCAUUCAAAGGUAUGUAACCCGAACCUUCGUUGAAGAGAGUAAACUCAGAUGUCAAUGAAAGUAAAUCUGGUAAAAACAGCAACAUAAUAGGCAUAUCGCUUUCAGGAAAAUUGGCUUGAUCUCCCGCGCAUACGAUGAGUCGAUGGAGGUGGAAAGAAAACAAGGCAUCACAGCAGGCGAAAAAAAACUAAUAGUAAACAAUGCAGAAAACGAGAGUCUUCGUUUUUACUCACUUCAAUCUUGCGCACACGCACGAGCAUAAUAAUGAUAAUAAUAGGUUUAGUGGGAGCUACGCGCAGGUUAUUACUUUAUUACUCCAAGGGCAAAAGAGUUUAGUUUCAUUUUAAACCGUCAAGACCGUCAUUAGAGUGCAUGAAAGCAGAAAGGAAAUGAAAAGCCAACAGAUCAAUUUUUCAAAUACAAAUCAAAGCAGACAAUAUGAUGGUGACGCAUUUCAAAACCAGAGAGAAAAUUUUAUUUUUCACUCGAACCGGCAAUGCGAAAAGCCGGUAAACUGCUCAAAUGAGCGCCAAAUUAAGUUUAUCUUUUCUUGGAUUUCUCUUUUAACAUAUAUCCCAAAAAUCAAGCCUACAAGAGUACGUAUGCAUUACCGUUUGAAAUUUCCGUAACGAUCCGCAACAGAAACUACGAUUGCGGAAUCAUUAUUAUAGCUAAAACACAAUUUAUAGAGGAGGAAAUGAUGAGAGGAGGAAACACUGUUGUAAAUAUGCUUCACCACUAAAUUCCUCGCUUGAUUUUCCUUUUGAUAUAUUCCAUGAAUCCGCGAAAUAAGUGGCGAGCAGCAUCCGAUAAUAACACAUUUUAAAAAGAUUCUUAGUUUUAACCAAAACACUGACAUUAGAUAGUGUAAUGCUAUAGAUAGCGAUAAUAAAUGACUUUUCUAGCCAGACCGCGCACUUUUGCAUACUAUUACAAUAAAAGUGAAACACAAAAUCACUAACGCUAAAAGAGGGACAAUUAUGAAGUAGUUGAGAUGAAUAAACCAUACACAAAAAAAUGUGUACAAUUUGAAAAAUAAAAUCCAACCCAACCAGAGUUUCACAUCAAAUCACAAGCCCUUUCCUACCAGGAAUCUCCUGCUGGAGUAUGUAACUAC